GCGGUUUCUCAGAGCCCACAGGGGUCUGGGGAGGCAGGGGCAUCUCCCCAUUGAGUCAGGGGGCCCGGCUUUUUGUAGACUCUGCUGGGAGGAAGUCAGAGGCGCCGCUGUUGCUCUUAAUUAAUUCUGGUCCUCUCUGCCAAGUUGAUAAAGACUGGUCCGGGUGUUCCAGGCGAGCUGGGGUUCUGACCCUGGGAGUCUCCUCAGUAUCUCGCUCGAGGCAACGGUCACUCAUUAGCUGGUCUCUCCCGGCCCAGUGCCUCGCCUGGGCCGACCGGCUCAGGAAGUCUUGUGGGUUUCUGGCCAGGAUGUAAACAUUUAUGUUUUCUGUGAGAAGCAAGACGGGCACUGGGUCGCGCUCCGGCCAGAGCCUCUUCCUGCUGUUCCUGGGCCGCCUCUGUGGGCCUCUCCGUGGUGCCAGCCCCCUUUCCGAUGAGGACCACUGGGGACUUUGAUCCAGAGCUGGACCCCGGCUCUCAGCCCUGCCCACUCCCUCACCAGGCCGUCCCCCUGCCCCUCGCCUCCGGAGACAGGCCGCCGGGCACGUCCUGCACCUGGAGCUGCUGGUGGCCGUGGGUCCUGACGUCCACCGGACCCAUGGGGAGGAGACAGAGCGCUACGUGCUCACCAACCUCAAUAUGGGGUCAGAGCUGCUGAGGGACCCAUCUCUGGGGGCUCAGUUCCGAGUUCACCUGGUGAAGAUGGUCAUCCUGACCCAGCCUGAGGAUGCUCCAAAGAUCACAGCCAACAUCACUGCGUCGCUGCUGAGCGUCUGUGAAUGGAGCAGGACAGUCAACCCUGAGGACGACACGGACCCCAGGCAUGCUGACCUGGUCCUGUACAUCACCAGGUUUGACCUGGAAUUGCCCGAUGGUAACCGGCAGGUUCGGGGGGUCACCCAGCUGGGGGGCGCCUGCUCCUCCUCCUGGAGCUGCCUAAUCACUGAGGAUACCGGCUUUGACCUGGGGCUCACCAUCGCCCAUGAGAUUGGGCACAGCUUCGGCCUGGAGCACGACGGCGUGCCGGGCAGCGGCUGCGGGCCCAGCGGCCACGUGAUGGCCUCGGACGGCGCGGCGCCCGCCCUCGCCCUCGGGGGCCCGGCGUGGUCCCCCUGCAGCCGCCGGCAGCUGCUGAGUCUGCUCAGCGCAGGACGGGCGCGCUGCGUGUGGGACCCUCCGGGGCCGCUGUCCGGGCCCGCGGGGCAGCCUCCCGAGGUGCAGCCCGGCCUCUACUAUGGCGCGGACGAGCAGUGCCGCGUCGCCUUCGGCCCCACGGCGGUCGCCUGCACCUUCCGCGGGGAGCACCUGGACAUGUGCCAGGCUCUCUCCUGCCACACAGACCCCCUGGACCCAAGCAGCUGUAGCCGCCUGCUUAUUCCUCUCCUGGACGGGACAGAGUGUGGCGUGGGGAAGUGGUGCUCCAAGGGUCACUGCCGCUCGCUGGCGGAGCUGGCCCCCGUGAGGGUGGUGCACGGGCACUGGUCUGGCUGGGGGCCCGCCAGUCCUUGCUCCCGCUCCUGCGGAGGCGGCGUGAUCACCAGGAGACGGCGGUGCAACAACCCCAGACCUGCCUUUGGGGGGCGCACGUGCAUAGGUUCUGACCUCCAGGCCGAGAUGUGCAACACCCAGGCCUGCGAGAAGACCCAGCUGGAGUUCAUGUCUGAGCAGUGUGCGCAGACGGACAGCGAGCCCCUGCGCCUCUCCCCGGGAGGCAGCGCCACCUUCUACCGCUGGGGGACCGCAGAGCAGUACAGUGAAGGGAACGCCCUGUGCAGACACGUGUGCCGGGCCGUCGGCGAGAGCUUCAUGGUGCGGCGUGGGGACCGUUUCCUGGAUGGCACGCGCUGUGUGCCGGGCGACCCUCAGGAGGAUGGGGCCCUGAGGCUGUGCGUGUCGGGCAGCUGCAGGACGUUUGGCUGUGAUGGCAGGAUGGACUCCGGGCAGGUGCGGGACGUGUGCCAGGUGUGCGGCGGGGACAACAGCACGUGCCAGCCACAGAGCGGCUCCUUCACGGCCGGAAGGGCCAGAGAGUACGUCACAUUCCUGACCGUCACCCCCAACCUCACCAGCAUCUACGUCAUCAACCGCAGGCCUCUCUUCACACACCUGGCAGUGAGGGUGUGUGGCCGCUACGUCGUGGCUGGAAACGGGAGCGCGUCUGCCAGCACCAGCUACCCCUCCCUCCUGGAGGACAGCCGUGUGGAGUACAGGGUGACCCUGAGCGAGGACCGGCUGCCCCGCCGGGAGGAGAUCCGCAUCCGGGGCCCCACCCGGGACGACAUGGAGAUCCAGGUUUACAGGCGCUACGGCGAGGAGUACGGCAGCCCCGCCCGCCCUGACAUCACCUUCACCUACUUCCAGCCGGAGCAGCGGCAGGCCUGGGUGUGGGCCCCGAUGCGGGGGCCCUGCUCCGUGAGCUGCGGGGCAGGGCUGCGCCAGGUGACCUACAGCUGUCGGGACCAGUCCAGGAGCGAGUGGGUGGAGGCUGCCCGCUGUGCGGGGAGCCGGCCCCCGGCAGCAUGGUCAGAGACCUGCGCCCCCGAGCCCUGCCCCCCGCACUGGGAGGCUGGAGACUUCGGCCCCUGCAGCGCCUCGUGUGGGGGUGGUCUGCGGGAGCGAGAGGUGCGCUGCGUGGAGGCCCGGGGCGGCCUGCUGAGGACCGCUCCCCGCUCCCGGUGCAGAGCGCUGGCCCCGCAGCCGGCGGCCGUGGACACCUGCAAUUCCCAGCCCUGCCCCCAGAGGGAAACAGACGUGUGCUCGUCGGCCUGUGGUGCAGACCCGGCCGUGCAGAACACGACGUGUGUGCCGGGGGCAGACGGCACAGGGCUGUCGGCAGCUGCUGGGCCCUGCUCCGCAGACGAAAAGCUGCCUGCCCUGGAGCCCUGUGUUGAGGCGGCGUGUCCUCCCAGCUGGGACCAGCUGGACGUCCAGCCCCCGGGGCGGGAGGCUGCGUCCCCAGCGGGCGGCCCCGGGCUGGAGGUGCUUGCCGCGCACGUGUGGACGCCCCUGGCGGGGCCCUGCUCUGUCUCCUGUGGUCAAGGCCUGGCGGAACUGCGUUUUGUGUGCAUGGACCCUGCCCUCAGGACGCCCGUCCAGGAAGAGCUCUGUGACCUGGCAAGCAAGCCCAGGAGCCGGUGGGAGGCCUGCCAGGCUGCCCCGUGCCCGGCCCGAUGGGAGACCCGAGCCUUGGCACCAUGCCCGGUGACCUGUGGAGGCGGGCAGGUGCCACUGGCUGUUCGCUGUGUGAGGAUGGACCAAGGCCGCCUCGUCUCCCUGCCUCACUCCAAGUGCUGGCCCAUGCCCCGGCCUAGGCCCCUGGAGGACUGCAGCCCGGAGCCCUGCCCUGCCAGGUGGCGGUACAAGCUGGCCGCUUGCAGCCUGAGCUGUGGGGGAGGGGUGGCGCAGAGGAUCCUGUACUGCGCCCGGGCCCACGGCGAGGACACGGACGAGGAGAUCCUGCCGGACACCCAGUGCCAGGGGCUGCCCCGCCCAGAGCAACAGGAGGCCUGCAGCCCGGAGCCCUGCCCCCCCAGGUGGAAAGUCACGUCCCUCGGCCCGUGCUCGGCCAGCUGUGGGCUCGGCACGGCCACACGCUCGCUGGCCUGUGUGCGGCUGGACCGCGGCCAGGACACAGAGGUGGACGAGGCGGCCUGCGCAGGUCUCGUGCGGCCACAGGCCAGCAUCCCUUGCAUCGUCGCCGACUGUGCGUACCGGUGGCACGUCAGCGCCUGGACACAGUGUUCUGUCUCCUGUGGGGAGGGCAUCCAGCAUCGGCAUGACGCCUGCCUAGGACCUGGGGCCCAGGUGCCUGUGCCCGCCGACUUCUGCCAGCACCUGCCCAAGCCAGUGACCGUGCGGGGCUGCCAGGCUGGGCCCUGCGUGGGGCAGGGGAUGGCCAGCCCGGCGCCCCAUGAGGAGGCCACUGCUCCAGGCCAGACCACAGCUGCCACAGCUGCGUCCCCGGAGUGGCCCCAGCCCCACGCCCGCCUCCUCUCCCCAGCUCAAGGACGCCUGCCCGGGCCCCAGGAAAGCCCAGUGGAGACCAGUGUCUGUGGCCGGCAGCACCUUGGACCAACGGGAAUCAUCGACAUGCGAGGCACGGCACGGCCAGACUGUGCAGUGGCCAUCGGGCGGCCCCUGGGUGAAGUGGUGACCCUCCGGUUCCUGGAGGGUUCUCUCAACUGCAGUGCUGGGGAGAUGCUGCUGCUUUGGGGCAGGCUCGUGUGGAGGAAGAUGUGCGGGAAGCCGGCCGGCAUGGCUUUCAGCUCCCAAGCCAACACGCUGCUGGUGAGGCAGCGUCUUGUGCGGCCCGGAGGCGGAGUGCUGCUGCGGUAUUCGAGCCAGCCUGCCCUGGGAGCCUUCCACCGAGGAUGUGACAUGCAGCUCUUCGGACCCCGGGGCGAAAUCUCGAGCCCGUCGAUGAGUCCAGGUGGGAGGAACGUGGGGGGCUGUCGUAUCUUCAUCGACGUGGCCCCGCAGGCCCGGAUCGCCAUCCAUGCCCUGACCGUGGACAGUGGCACCAGAGCCAAGGGAACUGAUGCCAGUUACAUCUUGAUCCGGGACAUCCACAGCCUGAGGACAACAGCAUUUCGUGGGCAGAAGACGCUCUACUGGGAGUCAGAGGGCAGCCAGGCAGAGAUGGAGUUUAGCCAGGGCUUCCUGGAAGCACACGCCAGCCUUCGGGGCCAAUACUGGACCCUCCACACAAGAGCUGGUUAGCCAGCCGAUCCCCUGCCUCAGCUUCCUCUCCAAGCGCAUCCUUGAGCUGCCCAGUGGACACAGUGGAAUGCCUCCUCCCAGUCCCGGUAGGGAAGGGAAGGUGCCUGACAUUUAUGAACACUUGGCAGGUGUCCGUCCAGCCCUGGUGAGCUGACUCUGGUGUCUGAGUACCUCCUCUGGUGUCUGAGUACCUCCUCCAACAGACAGAACACUAGAGGGUGGGAGGCGGGACUCUCCCAGCCCUCGGAUACCAAUAAAUUGAGCAUUCCGGCUGA
Molecule: messenger RNA, 4993 nt
Organism: Bubalus bubalis (water buffalo)
Lineage: Eukaryota; Metazoa; Chordata; Mammalia; Artiodactyla; Bovidae
Gene: ADAMTS13
Product: ADAM metallopeptidase with thrombospondin type 1 motif 13
Exons: 29
Coding region: 639-4718 (1359 amino acids)
Biological process (GO): proteolysis; extracellular matrix organization
Cellular component (GO): extracellular matrix
Molecular function (GO): metalloendopeptidase activity
Source: RefSeq, a predicted model, not a curated record